Molecule: messenger RNA, 375 nt
Organism: Eufriesea mexicana
Lineage: Eukaryota; Metazoa; Arthropoda; Insecta; Hymenoptera; Apidae
Product: histone H2A
Exons: 1
Coding region: 1-375 (124 amino acids)
Cellular component (GO): nucleosome
Molecular function (GO): structural constituent of chromatin; DNA binding; protein heterodimerization activity
Source: RefSeq, a predicted model, not a curated record
AUGUCCAGCCGUGGUAAAGGAGGAAAAACAAAAACCAAGGGAAAGUCUCGUUCCCUUAAAGCUGGAAUCCAAUUUCCGGUCGGUCGUAUUCAUAGACUUCUAAGAAAAGGUAACUAUGCAGAACGUGUUGGAACUGGUGCUCCAGUUUAUUUAGCUGCAGUUAUGGAAUAUUUGGCUGCUGAAGUUCUGGAAUUAACUGGAAAUGCAGCACGAGACAACAAAAGAUCUAGAAUUAUUCCACGACAUGUUCAACUUGCUAUCCGUAAUGACGAAGAAUUGAAUAAAUUAUUGGCUGGAGUCACUAUUAGCGAAGGAGGUGUUCUACCAAACAUUCAAGCGGCACUUCUACCAAGGAAAACUGAAAAGAAAACAUAA